UUCCGAAUUCUUUCUGGCAACAUUCACACCGCCACCCCUACCCCUCUAUUGCCUUGUUGUUGUUUCGAGUGUUAGUUAAUACGCAGUCACCAUGGGUGCGUACAAGUACAUGCAGGAGCUGUACCGCAAGAAGCAGAGCGAUGUGAUGAGGUUCAUCCUGCGUGUGCGCACGUGGAACCUGCGUCACCUCAACACCCUGCACAGAGCCCCCCAGUCCACACGCCCUGAGAAGGCCAGGCGACUCGGAUACAAGCACAAGCAAGGCUUCGUGAUUUACCGCGUGCGUGUGCGCCGCGGUGGUCGCAAGCGUCAGGUGGCGAAGGGUUGCACCUACGGCAAGCCCCGCAGCCACGGAGUCAACGAGCUCAAGCCCACCCGCAACCACCAGAGCAUUGCUGAGGAGCGCGCAGGGAAGCGCAUCGCAUCGCUGUCGGUGCUAAACUCGUACUGGAUCGCGCAAGACUCGACGUACAAGUACUACGAGGUCAUCAUGAUUGACAGGGCACACAAGGCUGUGCGCAGGGACCCCGCCAUCAACUGGAUCGUGUCAAGCAAGCACAACCACCGUGAGUUGCGUGGCCUGACCAGCGCUGGCAAGAAGCAUCGCGGUCUGGGCAAGGGCUUCAAGUACAACAAGACCAUCGGUGGCUCCCGCGCCGCUGCAUGGAAGAGGAGGAACACCUUGUCGCUGCGAAGAAGGCGUUAGAGGAAGCCAACCAUCUCCUCAUAAUAAAGAUCUUCUCGUGGAA
Molecule: messenger RNA, 749 nt
Organism: Hyalella azteca
Lineage: Eukaryota; Metazoa; Arthropoda; Malacostraca; Amphipoda; Hyalellidae
Gene: RpL15
Product: 60S ribosomal protein L15
Exons: 5
Coding region: 92-706 (204 amino acids)
Biological process (GO): cytoplasmic translation
Cellular component (GO): ribosome; cytosolic large ribosomal subunit
Molecular function (GO): RNA binding; structural constituent of ribosome
Source: RefSeq, a predicted model, not a curated record